Messenger RNA from Cannabis sativa, 1643 nucleotides. RefSeq names its product AAA-ATPase At3g50940. Lineage: Eukaryota; Viridiplantae; Streptophyta; Magnoliopsida; Rosales; Cannabaceae. Gene Ontology annotation, molecular function: ATP binding; ATP hydrolysis activity. The transcript is spliced from 2 exons. The record is from RefSeq and is a predicted model, not a curated record. Bases 127 to 1509 code for a protein of 460 amino acids.
GGGCAUCUGCUUUUCCUCUUCUUUUUGACCAAUCGUAUUAUAUAUAUUUUUCUCAAAAAAAAAAAUAAUAAUAGAAAAACCCAAACCUUAACAGCAAAAAUAAAAUAAAUAAAAUAAAAAGGGAAAAUGUGGUCGUCGCCGGAGACAGUGCCUUCUGCUAAAACAAUCAUUUCAGUGGCUGCCUCACUCACCGCCUCAGCGGUUCUUCUCCGAUCCGUCACUGAGAAUCUUAUCCCAGACGCUGUCCAGGAGCUGUUCAUCACGCGCGUUCACAAACUCUACACCCGAUUAUCACCCCACGUCACCGUCGUAGUCGACGAGUUCGACGGUCUCACAGCGAACCAGUUGUUCGAGUCUGCCACCAUUUACUUGGGCGCCACCCAAUAUGCCUCAACUGACAGAAUCAAAGUCAAGAAGUUGGAGAAGGAGAAGCAGCUGGCAGUGACCAUAGACAUAAAUCAAGAAAUGGAAGAUUCGUUUAAGGGGGUCAAAUUCAGUUGGGUUUUGGUCUCCUCCAGAAACGGCUCGUCGUUUUCUAGUAGUGGCAGGCGAGGAGAUCACAGUAGCGGAUUUGCCCAGAAGGAGAUACGACACUACGAGCUAAGCUUUCGUAAAAAACACAGGGAAUUGGCUCUGGAUUCUUACCUGCCCUACGUUUUGGAGAAAGCUAAAUGGCUUAAAGAAGAAAGAAAGUGUGUGAAGCUUCAUACUGUGGAUUAUAAUGGGAGUGAUUACUGGAGUUGGAUAAACCUGGAUCAUCCUGCUACCUUCGAAACUAUGGCCAUGGACCCCGACAUGAAGAAGACAUUGAUUGAUGACCUCCAUAGAUUUAUAUCGAGAAAAGAGUAUUACAGAAGAGUAGGGAAGGCUUGGAAACGUGGGUAUUUGUUGUAUGGACCGCCUGGUACAGGAAAGUCGAGCUUGGUUGCUGCCAUGGCCAACUAUCUCAAGUUUGACAUCUAUGACUUGGAUUUAAAAGAAGUCCAAUGCGAUUCGGAUUUGAGGAGGUUGUUGAUUGGCACUGGGAACCGAUCCAUAUUAGUGAUUGAGGACAUUGACUGUUCAGUUGAGUUGCAAAAUAGGAAUUCAGAUAAUGAAUUCAAACACGUUGAAGAUGGUGAUAAGAUUACUCUCUCUGGUCUGUUGAACUUCAUUGAUGGCUUGUGGUCUAGUUGCGGAGACGAGAGAAUCGUUGUGUUCACUACCAAUCACAAGGACCGAUUGGAUCCGGCUCUACUGAGACCUGGUCGAAUGGAUCUGCAUCUCCAUCUGUCUUACUGUGAUUUCAAUGGAUUCAAGAUACUAGCAAAUAAGUACUUACAGAUUAAGAAGCACACUUUGUUUGGGGAAAUUGAGAAAUUGCUGGAGAAGGUUCGCGCAACUCCUGCGGAAAUUGGUGGAGAGCUGAUGAAGAAUGACAAUGCUGAAGUUUCACUUCAAGGUCUUAUCAACUUCCUCCAAAGCAAGGAAGAACAGAGUCCCGGAGAGGAGAGUUUAGAAUCAGUGUAAUGAUAUACAGAUUGCUGGUUUGAUUGUUUGUUUAUUUGUGUGUUUUAGAUAUUUUUAUAUGAAUUGUUCACAUCAGAUUGAGCUUUUGUUAAGGUAUAUAGCAAACAAAGAUGAUAUGAUUGCCCAAGACAAAA